AUGGUUGAUGAUACCUAUUACAUCACACCGCAUGAGGCGGCGCUAGCGCUCGUCGCUACUGCGAUGAAGAAAGCCCGUAUUACAUUCGAUGCGCUGGUGUUGAACAGUAUUCUUGGGGGUGUAGUAUUCUGUUCGGGCUCGCUGUUAUAUCUAGCCAUACAUUGUGAAAGUCCCGAGUUGUGGGACAAGAACCCCGGUGUGGUGAAUUUCCUGGGUGGGAUCGUGAUCAGUAUCGGUUUAUUCUACGUGGUUAUUCUGGGUGCUGACCUUUACAACUCUAAUAUACUGUACUUUUCGGUAGCAUUCCUGCGACGUGCCGUGUCAAUUUGGGACGUUUUGAUAUCAUGGAGCGUUAGCUGGCUAGGUAAUUUAGCAGGAAACUUGUUUGUUUCCUAUGUUAUUAUAUACUUGUCUGGUAUUGGUCACUCUGAGGAAUGGAAGGCAGGCACAAUAAAGAUAGCGGAACAAAAAGCAUCAUUUAGCUUCAUACAAACUUUUCUUAAAGCAAUCGGUGGUAACUUUUAUGUCGCAUUGGCAAUAUAUCUACAAUUAUUAGCCAAGCCUUUACACGUCAAAUUCCUGGCGAUAUUGAUACCAAUCUUCACGUUGGUGUGUAUUGGAUUAACGCACGUCGUGGCUGAUGAAGCAAUGUUGUUUCUUGGAAUGUAUAACGGUGCCAAUGUUAGUGUCGGUAAGUAUAUUUGGAAGCUGCUGAUACCAGCCACGAUAGGUAACUUUAUAGGUGGGUUUGUUUUUGCAGCCUACAUUCCAUUUUAUCUACAUCUUGUCGUGGUAGAGAGAGAUAAGGAAAAACUAUCACUUCCAGAAUACGAUGAAAGAGAUGAGCAACCAGAACUUAACGUCGACUCAAGAGUGGUUAGAGUGCCUAGAAAAGAAGCAGAGAGUGAAAAGAUUGAUGAUGAUACAGAGGAUGAAGACGAUAGUACAGACAAAGACAACAAUGAGUACUUGUCAGAGAAAGGCCCACUUAAUGAUAACAGCAGCACAGCGACGGAUAAUGAAGUACAGCCUUAUUUAGAACAGAUAGGACCAACGAUGUCUAGACCAGCAUCCGAUAUUAGCAUAAAUUCCAGUGAAAGCAGUGUGCAACGCAGAUAUGACUAUGAAGGAUAUAGGACAAGGUCUCACCCUAAUGUACCAGUAACUGGAGGAUAUACCACUUCGCGGUCCUUAAGAGAGGUCAAAACAACACCAAAUCUAAAGAGGAGGAGAACAUUAAGGUCACCUCCGGGUGUCUUUCCUGUUAGAGGCAUGGGUGAACCACUACUACGUGAAAAAACUAUCGAAAAUCCAUACUAUACCAAAAAACAUAAAGGAAAAAUUCUUAGAGAGACAGCAAAACACAUUAAAGAUGCGCAUGACAUUGGUGAUACUCAUGAAGACAAUCCACAUACGGUAAGUAACGAAAAUUAUCUGAAGCUGGUGAAGACCAUCGAAACUGAAGAAGAGAAAGAUUAUCGAUCUUCUAGUGGUUAUAAUGUGUUAAAUAAUAAGCCUGGUGCACAUUUGGAAAGAUUCAUGACGGGAAUGAUAAAAAAAACGACAUCUCGGAGUCGCGGUGAGGAAUCUAACGAUAUUGAUAGCAGAAUGGAUUUAUCGGAAGCCACCACUCAGGCCGUCUUCCCUCACAACAAUAUAUCAGCUGCCGAUUCUUAUAGUUCAGUAGGAGAAGCCAGAAAGACAGCUUCUGAAAAUUUAGGAAGUUUAUUCAAAGCUGUAUCUAGGCCUUUCGAAAACCCUCAUAAAAGGCCAAAAAAUAUAAAUGACAUAGAGCAGCAAUUGGAAGAAGCAGGUAUAUCUAAGAGAGCUGCAGAUGCUGCCAACACUGUCGGUGGGAUGGAGAAUUACAGUGAUAUUGACUAA
Nakaseomyces glabratus is the source of this 1884-nucleotide messenger RNA. RefSeq lists its product as uncharacterized. NCBI's taxonomy places the organism in Eukaryota, Fungi, Ascomycota, Saccharomycetes, Saccharomycetales, Saccharomycetaceae. The record is from RefSeq and is a predicted model, not a curated record. Gene Ontology annotation, cellular component: plasma membrane. Gene Ontology annotation, biological process: transmembrane transport; nitrite transport. Gene Ontology annotation, molecular function: high-affinity secondary active nitrite transmembrane transporter activity.